Messenger RNA from Talaromyces atroroseus, 3420 nucleotides. RefSeq lists its product as hypothetical. The record is from RefSeq and is a predicted model, not a curated record. Bases 1 to 3420 code for a protein of 1139 amino acids. The transcript is spliced from 3 exons. Gene Ontology annotation, cellular component: condensed chromosome; condensin complex. Gene Ontology annotation, biological process: mitotic chromosome condensation. Lineage: Eukaryota; Fungi; Ascomycota; Eurotiomycetes; Eurotiales; Trichocomaceae.
AUGCCCGCUCGCGCAACGAGCGGCCCAGCGUCCACCGGCUCUCGAAAAACGUCAGGGCAGAGCGCUUCUUCAAAACGAGCAUCUUCUGCAACGCCUUCUGUAGCGGUGCCCCCAGAGCCGCCGCUUCCUACAACAUCGACACACCUUCGCGCAGACAUUUGCGCAAUUUUCGCAGAUUCCCAACGUUCUACUACCGGACAUAGAAAACUCGUCGUUCGCUUGCGAAAAGUCCAGGAGGUAUGCUGCGGCAUAAUACCACCUAAGAAGUCCAAGGACGGCCAACCGGAUGAAGAAAGAGAGAUACCAUCUAGUGACGAGACCUUUGGUGAGCGGGAAUUCAAUGUGGAAAUCACUCGCUGCAUUCUUCGCAUAUUACCUAUCAAGAAAGCAGAGUCUGUUGGGGACCGGGUUAUUCGGUUUCUCGGUCUGUUCUUGAACCAUGCUUCAGAAAAGGAUGGCGAGGUAUUCAAUCCGGCGGAUGUUGACGAAACACAAAUGUUCCCGGAGACUCCCACCACACGACUGACUCUGGCCAUCGCUAACAUGGUGGUACCAUUGCUGGGAUCGAAGGAUAGGGUGGUCAGGUAUCGCUCAGCACAGCUUCUUUCGCAUCUCGUGAACUCGUUAGAUUCGAUAGACGACGAGGUAUUCCGCUUAGUGAGGACCGGUUUGCUAAGGCGAAUUCGGGAUAAAGAAACCACAGUCAGAGUCCAGGCUGUGCAGGGCCUUGCGCGUCUAGUUGGCAAUGAUGGUGAAGAAGUACUCGAUGACUCGACAGCGGCUCUACUGGAGAAGCUCAUAGACAUUUUGCAAAACGAUGCAGCUGCUGAUGUGCGCAAAACGUUGCUAAUAAACCUACCAUUGAUUCCGUCAACGCUUCCAUACCUUCUUGAAAGAGCUCGAGACUUAGAUGCUGCCACUCGACGUGCACUUUAUUCCCGUCUGCUACCGACCUUGGGCGAUUUCCGUCACCUGUCUCUGUCCAUGCGUGAGAAGCUUCUUCGGUGGGGUCUACGCGAUCGAGAUGAAAAUGUACGAAAAGCCACAGGCAAGUUAUUUUACGAACGAUGGAUUGAAGACUGUGCUGGCAACAAACCGUCCAAUGAGGGAGGGCCCGUGGGACAAAUCUCAGCGCCCAAUAUCUCUGCUCUUUUGGAACUUUUGGAGCGUAUAGAUGCUGUGAACUCUGGUAUGGAAGGCGGCGUGGCUCAUGAAGCAAUGAGGGCUUUCUGGGAAGGACGCCCAGAUUAUCGUGAAGCGGUCACUUUCGAUGAAGAUUUUUGGCAGGGCCUUACAGCAGAAUCUGCAUUCUUGGCCCGCAGUUUCAAUCAGUUCUCUCGCGUAGAGAACGAGGGCAAAUAUGGCGAUCUGGCAGAUGAUAAAUUGCCCGAAGUCACUGCACUUGCAUAUUUUCUUCAAAAAUACUCCGGAGCCUUGCUCGCAAGGCUGAAGCAAGCCGCUGCUAGUGGCGAAAACAACGAGGAAGAGACAAUGGAGCUCGAGUUCGUGGUCGAGCAGCUCCUACAAAUUGCUUUGACACUAGACUACUCUGAUGAGGUUGGACGAAGGAAGAUGUUUGCCUUGCUCAGAGAAAAUCUGGCUAUACCCGAGCUUCCAGAGCUAUCUACCAAGUUGCACGUCGAAGUCCUGAGAAGCGUCUGUGGCCCAGACGCUGCUGGCGAGUCCGAGUUUUGCAGUGUGGUUCUGGAAGCUGUCGCUGAAGUUCACGAUGCCAUCGCUACGGAGGACAGCUUUGUGUCGGCUCGGUCUGAGCUGAGUGACGAUGGCAGCUCUCGAGCAAGCCGUGAUCGAUCUAUGACGCCAGCAAGCGACGUCCCAUUUGACAAAGAGAAAGCAAAAGCUAAGAUCCUUCGUGAAAUUAUGAUCAACAUGAAGUGUCUUCAUAUUGCACAAUGCAUGCUACAAAACGUGGAAGGCAACCUUCAGCAAAACAUGCAUCUGGUCACGAUGUUGAACAAUCUUGUGGUCCCUGCUGUGCGAAGCCACGAAGCUCCUAUCCGGGAGAAGGGUCUGGAAUGUCUCGGGCUGUGCUGUUUGCUUGACAAGACCCUCGCGGAAGAAAAUAUGACCCUUUUCAUUCACUGUUUUACCAAGGGUCAUGAGGCACUUCAGGUCACAGCACUGCACAUUUUAGCCGACAUGCUCACCGCGCAUCCAACGCUUCUACUUCCAGUCGUACAACCCGACAGCGAGACAGUGACGCCGCCUGCAUUCCAGAAGUCCCUUUUCAAGAUAUUCGCUAAGGCACUUAAAUCAACCUCACCAGCUGAUGUGCAAUCGGCUGCGGCGGUUUCCUUAUCCAAGCUCCUUCUCGUCGAUAUAUUCUCACCGUCAGGCUCCAACGUACCGCAGGCCAUAAAAGACAUGAAUGAAACAUCCAUCGAAACCUUACUUCAGUCUCUCAUUGUGUCAUUUUUCCAUCCUCGCACUCGAGAAAACCCGGUUCUGAGACAAGCUCUGACAUAUUUCUUUCCCGUGUUCUGUCAUUCUCGUCUUGCAAACACGCAGCGCAUGCGUAGAAUCGCUGUUCCAGUGGUGCGAGCUACGCUGAACGCAGCAGAAGAGCACUUUUCUCUCGAAGCGGAAGAAGACAGUGAUGGCGACAUUGACGAGAGCAUUGGCGAACGAGAAACUAAAGCUCUCAUGACUCAAGUCACCGGCAUGCUCGUCGAAUGGACCGACGAGCGCAGGGUUGUCGGACUUGGUGGAGAGAACAUCCUUGCGGGCGGCACUGCCAGCUCGAGUGCCCACGGAUACGUGCACUUAGCGCUAGUUAAUGAUAUUCUUGAACGAAUUCUCGGAAUCAGCCAGGCACCCAACAGAUGCUCCAAAGAAGAGAAGAAGCUCCUAAUCUCCAUGCUCAGCAAAGUAUACAUAUCCGCUCCAUCAUCACCAUCAACAGCUCCUGGAUCGCGAGCGGGAUCUCGCGCUCCCACCGAAACCGAAGACGCAUUCCGUUCUAGCAACCGAAGCAACAGCUUCCGUGAAGAAAUCGACCCUGAGCACAUUGAACUCGCCGAGAAAGUCAAGGAACUUCUCAACGAUGCUCUAGAGGAAGCGGCCACGGAUGCAGCUAGUCGCAACGCUAUCGUCAAAGUCAAGAAUACAAUCCUUAAGAUUCUCGCCUAUGCCGCCCAGCAACAAGCUAGCAACAUCAACAGAGAAACUGGUCGCAGCACCCGAGCUAGCACUGUCGAAAGUGAAUACACCAACGCCGGAUCACGGCAAACAUCCGUUGAAUCGUCGGGAUACGGCGGCCAUCGUGCUGGCACCGUAGAAGUUGCAGUCGACGAGACAAUAAUGGAAAUCGAUGAAGAAGAUGACCAUGACGAUAGUCGAGCUACGGUGAUCAAGAAUGAGAGGAAUAGCGAGGAACCCGAAGAGUCCACGAUGAUUUAG